UUUUUCUCUGAGGAGAGAGAUGGUGGGAGGUGUACAGAGGAGAGAGAAAGGGGAAGGAAGGAAUGGAGAUGGAGGAUUAUAUAAAGCCACAGAGAAGUCUGAAAGAGUAAGCAAAGCCGGAGCGCUGACCACCAGCUUGUCGAACCAACCAUCAACACUCGCCUCUCCAUAUCCUCGAUUAAGUUAACUUCGGGUUCCAUUUCGUUCGGAAAGAGGGGGAAAGGAACAGGCACAAUAAAAUGGCUGCUGGAGGGCCUAGUUCUGGGCAGCCACAAUUCCUUGCAAGGGCCGGAGAUGAGAGCUUUUCGCACGCGCCGUUGAUCGAGAACUCGGAAACUGAUCAGAUUGUUGUUCCAGACAAGAAAAGCUGGAAGAACCUUUUUGCGUACAUGGGACCGGGGUUUCUUGUUUCUAUUGCCUAUAUUGAUCCUGGGAAUUUUGAAACUGAUCUACAAUCUGGAGCACAGUACAAGUAUGGGUUGCUUUGGAUCAUAUUAGUAGCUUCCUGUGCUGCCCUGAUCAUUCAAUCCUUAGCAGCCAAUCUAGGGGUUGUCACAGGAAAACAUUUAGCAGAGCACUGCAAAGCUGAAUACCCCAGGGUACAAAAUUUCAUCCUAUGGGUUCUUGCUGAAAUUGCAAUAGUUGCAUGUGAUAUUCCUGAAGUUAUAGGAACAGCUUUUGCAUUGAAUAUGCUCUUCAGCAUUCCAGUUUGGUGUGGUGUUCUGCUGACAGGGCUUAGUACUCUACUCCUUCUUGCGCUGCAACAAUAUGGGAUUAGAAAGCUUGAAUUCUUGAUUGCAAUUCUUGUAUUGACAAUUGCAAUUUGCUUCUUCCUGGAGCUGGGCUAUGCAAAACCAGAUGCCGGAGAAAUUCUUUAUGGGCUAUUUGUCCCUCAAUUAAAAGGAAGUGGUGCUACUGGUCUUGCAAUUUCACUUCUUGGUGCUAUGGUUAUGCCACAUAAUCUCUUUCUUCACUCCGCACUGGUGCUCUCUAGGAAAAUACCCCGAUCUGUUAAUGGUAUCAAGGAAGCUUGCAGGUUUUAUAUGAUAGAGAGUGGGUUUGCUCUUAUGGUGGCCUUCCUCAUUAAUGUGUCGGUCAUUUCUGUUAGUGGUGCAGUUUGCAAUGCCCCGAAUCUAAAUAAGGAGGACCAAAUGAGCUGCAGUGACUUGGACUUGAAUAAAGCCUCAUUUUUGUUGAGAAAUGUAUUGGGUAAAUGGAGUUCAAAACUUUUUGCCAUUGCUUUGUUAGCAUCUGGUCAGAGCUCUACCAUAACAGGAACCUAUGCAGGACAGUAUGUUAUGCAGCGAAGCUUAGCAAUUGUUCCAAGUUUGAUUGUUGCUAUCAUUGGUGGGUCUUCUGGGGCUGGGAAGUUGAUCAUUAUUGCGUCGAUGAUUUUGUCAUUUGAACUCCCUUUCGCUCUCGUUCCCCUUCUGAAGUUUACAAGCAGCAAGACCAAGAUGGGACCACAUGUUAACUCUACCGUGAUUACGGUACUGACAUGGAUUAUCGGUUUCCUCAUCAUGGCUAUAAACAUAUACUACCUUAUGACCCGUUUCAUCCACGUGCUUCUCCACAAUGAUCUCCAACUCGCAGCAGUCGUCUUCAUAGGGAUACUUGGAUUCUCAGGCAUGGCAUUAUAUUUAGCUGGAAUUGCUUACCUGGUUUUCAGAAAGACCAAGGAGAUCACAUAUCUCCUAGCACUAACAACAUCAGAAAGUCUACGACUGAGCAACGAGCCGAGUAAGACAUCGGGAUAUAGUCUCCCAAGCGAAGAUACAGUAAGCAUGCAGUUACCUCAAAGAACUACCAAUGAUGUAAACUAACAGAUUUUAGCUCAAAACUUCAGCCAUAGAAGGAAGGGCAGAUCCUUGGGUGCUGGUUUCAUUUGUUGGAAAAUAGAACAGACGGAUGAAACUCAGAAGCACAGAACAAUGCAAAAAAGGACGGAAAAAAAGAAAAAAAAGAAAAAGAAAAAAGCUAGAUCAGCUUGCCUAUACGAUCAUGCCUACAUUCUGCCUUGCUAGUUAGCUGAGCUUUUUAGGGUUUUGGCACAACAAUAAUUAACUCCUUAUUACUGUUGUAUUUGGGUUUAAGUUUUUAACCUAACAUUAGCUGAUAAUGGAUGGUUGUUUAUUAGAUCAUAUCUGAGUUUACUGACAUUAAUGUGAAGUCUAUUAAUUAAAACA
Momordica charantia (bitter melon) is the source of this 2186-nucleotide messenger RNA. The record is from RefSeq and is a predicted model, not a curated record. Lineage: Eukaryota; Viridiplantae; Streptophyta; Magnoliopsida; Cucurbitales; Cucurbitaceae.